AUGGCCGACGAUGGAAUGCUUAUGAACUUCAGUAUUGGUGACAGUGUCAUCAAACCUGAAGCAAAGUUCAAAGGAGGAACAUGGCGAGACCGACUGACCGCAAAGAAGCGCUCAGCCCACCGAGUAUCCGAGAAAGGACCCGGAGAUGGAGAAGCAGCUGCGCGCAAUGCGGCAUCCAAGAACCCGAACCAGAUUCAACUCGGUACACGGCCCGUGAAAAGACAAAGGACUGAAGACACAGACUCGUUCAAUCGCCCUAGCGCCCCGCGCUCUGGUGGUGAUCGACGACCACAGCAACACCCACGAGACCCCCGCCAGUUCAUUUCUUCCCUCUUCAGUAGCAACCCCGAAGCGCGCAACCCCGAAGAACCCAAGGAGGAGAGGGAUGCAGAAGAUGCGAAACCGACUAAUGCGCCGCUGAUCGACGGGCUGGAUACCUUUACGAAUUUGGGCCUGUCUCCUAAUCUUGCAGCGCAUCUGCUGACGAAGCUCGAGCUCAAGGCGCCGACAGCUAUUCAGACAAGCUCAAUUACACAAUUGCUCAAGGAGGAAAGCGAUGCUUUUAUCCAGGCCGAAACUGGUUCCGGAAAGACUCUGGCUUAUCUUCUGCCGCUGGUCCAGCGGAUUAUGGACCUCUCAAAAGCGAAGAAUGAGCAUAACGAUACCCAAGUUCACCGAGACAGUGGAUUGUUCGCUAUUAUUUUGGCACCUACCCGUGAACUGUGCAAGCAGAUCUCCGUCGUGUUGGAGAAUAUCCUGCGCUGCGCGAACUGGAUUGUUUGUGGAACGGUGAUUGGUGGAGAGAAGAAAAAGUCAGAGAAGGCACGGUUGAGAAAAGGAUUAAACAUUCUUGUCGCAACACCUGGUCGAUUGGUAGACCAUCUCGACAAUACAGAAGCGUUGGACGUCAGCAAUGUGCGGUGGCUCGUGCUUGACGAAGGUGAUCGCUUGAUGGACAUGGGCUUCGAGGAGGAGUUGCAAGGCAUUGUCAAGAAACUCGACGCUAGACAACGGCCGAGUCGCAUUCCCAGUGUUCCUACGCGCAGGACGACAAUUCUGUGCUCUGCUACGCUGAAGAUGAAUGUCCAAAAGCUGGGAGAAAUCAGUUUGAAGGAUGCGGUACAUAUCAAGGCCGACCCGUCCGACGAGGAUGACGAGAAGUCAAAUAAGGAGGAGGAAGAGUCAUUCCGCGUCCCCGCCCAGCUCAAGCAAUCGUACGCGAUUGUUCCGGCUAAGCUACGUCUAGUCUCAUUAACAGCCUACCUGAAGAGGACGUUCAUGCGGAAGGGAUCAGUGAUGAAGGCGAUUGUUUUCAUGUCUUGCGCUGACGUGGUCGAUUUCCAUUUCGAGCUAUUCUCAAGGAACCAAGACCGCGAGCAAAAAAGGAAGAGUGACGAAGAAGAAAAGGAUGGAAAGGAUGAGAAGGACGAAAAAGAUGAAAAAGACGAAGAAAAGGAAAAACUGUCACCCCACGGCACUAUUGCUCCCGGUAGAGCCUUUUCGACCCCGACGAAUCCGGUCAUCUUGCAUCGACUGCACGGCUCCCUUCCUCAGAAUGUUCGAACCGCCACUCUCGGGUCUUUCGCUCGCAGCACUGAGGCUUGUGUCAUGAUCUGUACCGAUGUGGCUUCGCGUGGUCUGGAUUUGCCCAACGUGGACUUGGUCGUCGAAUACGACCCGGCCUUCAGCUCUGACGACCAUACUCAUCGUAUUGGUCGUACUGCCCGUGUGGGACGAGACGGCCGUGCCCUCAUCUUCCUCCAGCCUGGCUGCGAGGAGAACUAUGUCGAAGUCCUAAAGCGCGGCUACCGCGAUGGAGGCAAGGCGCUUACCCGCACUGAUGCAAACGAAAUUCUCAAGCGUGGCUUUGGCGGCAACGACAAGAAGAAGAAUUGGGAGGAAAAGACAACCGAUUGGCAGAUAGACGUGGAGCGUUGGGCACUUGAUAACCCAGAGUAUUUGGAAAUGGCUCGACGGGCGUUCCAGUCCCAUGUCCGAGCCUACGCAACCCACACCUCAGCUGAACGGAGCAUGUUCAACAUUAAGGAACUCCACUUGGGUCAUCUUGCGAAGAGUUUCGCCCUGCGCGACCGACCAGGCAAAAUCAACGUCCCUGGUCUGCGGCCUGGACAAGAAGACACCAAGAAGGACUUCAAGGCAGCGCGAAACGGUGUUGCAGGCAAUAAGAGAAAGGCUGAGGAUGAUCCAUCUUCCACAAAUGUUACGGACGAGGCUGCUCGCAAGAUGAGAGCCAAAAUGAGGGAGCAUAUGUCUGGAGCUAACGAGUUCAACUUGGCUUGA
Messenger RNA from Penicillium crustosum, 2301 nucleotides. It is a transcript of the gene dbp7, whose product is annotated as putative ATP-dependent RNA helicase. Gene Ontology annotation, biological process: ribosome biogenesis. The coding region runs from base 1 to 2301 and encodes 766 amino acids. The transcript has a single exon. Lineage: Eukaryota; Fungi; Ascomycota; Eurotiomycetes; Eurotiales; Aspergillaceae. Gene Ontology annotation, cellular component: nucleus. Gene Ontology annotation, molecular function: nucleic acid binding; ATP binding. The record is from RefSeq and is a predicted model, not a curated record.